Pocillopora meandrina is the source of this 7759-nucleotide messenger RNA. The record is from the annotation of a GenBank genome assembly. Lineage: Eukaryota; Metazoa; Cnidaria; Anthozoa; Scleractinia; Pocilloporidae.
CGUGCAAAGUGGAAGGGAAAAAAAUGGCUGAUGCUGCCAAGGUAUACCAAUUUUAAAGUAUUUGUAUUGGUAAAUUAUGGGGAAUUUUUUUGAACAAGUACUUAAAACGCAAAUUUUAAUUGUCUUGCAGGCAGCCGAGCUGAAAGACAAAGGCAAUAAAUUUCUCCAAGCUAACGAUUUCGCCAAAGCGAUCGAGUGCUACACUGAGGCGAUUUCACUUGACCCGUCAAAUCAUGUGCUCUACAGCAAUCGAUCGGCUGGAUAUGCUAAGGAUAAAAAGUAUGAACAAGCCUUGAGCGACGCCAAAAAGUGUGUGGAAUUGAAGCCAGAUUGGGGAAAGGUCAGAAAUAAUAUCGAUUUGAUGUAUAAAAUUACUUAUUAAAUUAUGAUCUUAUCUUGAGCAUGUACAAAGUAACUAUUUGGCUCUAACUUUUAGAUUACUUGUGCGGAGGCGAUUCACUGUGCCGUCACUCUGACUUUUCUCUUCCCAUCGAUUUAUUAAUUCUGUAUUGCUACAGUUACAUUGAAAUGUACGUGUCUGAGUGUCUGAUGUGUUGUGGCUGAUUCUAGAAAAUACGUUACUUAGACUCGUGUGUCAUUAGCAUAGUGAUUUUUAUAAUAUUCUGUUUUUUCAGGGCUACUCUAGGCUUGGUGCAGCUUUGUCCUUCCUGAAACUCUAUGACGAGGCAGAAAAAGCAUACACCAAAGGACUUCAGCUAGACCCUGAGAAUGCACAACUAAAAAGUGGUUUAGAGGAAGCCCGAGCUAUGGCGCAGCGUAAGUACUAUUUAAAGAUUCUGAUCAUGAGUGUUUGUUUUGCUUUCAGUUUCUAUCAUUUUUCUGUUUGCACUGUUACCCUUUAACUCCCAUGAGUUACAAAACUAAUUUCUCCUGACAAUAUCAAUACAAUAUGAACAGACAACUGAUGAGAAUGAAGGAAAAUAAUAAUGAUAGAGAUUAUAGGCUGAUCUAACACCAAAUUCUCCAAACUAAUGUGCUAAGAAUUUUAUGGCAGACAGUAAGGAGAAUUAAUAAUGAGAUCUUGGGAGUGGAAAGGUCAAUUUUAGAUCUUGACUUGUGGUCUGGUGUUUGCUCAUUUUGUAACUCUUCCUCACACUAAAUAUCAUCACAUUGUGUUGCCAAUAGGUAUUUGGGAUAUAGGUUUUUUUUAAAAAUAAAUGCGAUAAGGGCUGUCAAUAACUUUGAAAGCAGGGAAAAAAAAGUAAAAGUAUGUGGCGACGUUAUAGUGGAUGCCAUCAUCUGAUCUAGUGGAUAGCGAUUUAUCCAUUGGAUAGCAUUAUCCACUCAAUUAACCACUGGACCAGAUGUUUUAUUGUUGGUUUUCACUAUCUGAUUCAUUCUUUUUUCAUUUACACAAUUUAUAGGCAACAAUCCUAUGACAAAUCCAUUUGCAAUACCAGACUUAUACGUUCGUCUUGCAACUCAUCCUAAAACCAAAGCUUUUCUGGAUCAGCCUGACUACAGAUCUAUUGUUGAGGCUCUUAGGCAAAACCCUCAGAUGCUUGGAACGUAAGUUGUUGUAUUUUGAUGCAAGUGGAAAAAAAUCACAUGAUUUUAAAUUGGUGCUGAAAGAAGUGGUGUGUGGUGUGUGUAAGCUGCAUGAUAAUUACCUUCUACCUAUCUUCUUGUUUCAUUCAAAAUGUACCAUUUUUCUAGUGAUGUAGCUUCUCCAAAAAAUCCAACUCUGAAAUGUAAAAUUUUCAGUCUGUUUGAUAUCGAUCAUUUUGAUUUUUUUGGAAUAUCAAUGUUCAAUAGAUAUCUCCAAGACCCCAGAAUCAUGCAAACAGUGGCUAUACUGCUUGGGAUUGAAUCUGAAGUUGCAGACAAUGAAGGUAUUCAGUGUUUUGAAUGAAAUCUGUUCUGUAAGACAACUUUAAAAUCAAGUGAAAGGGCAUUUUGAUUACCCAUGAAAUUUAUUGAGAUAUUCUUGAGACUUAAAAAGAGACAUUUCAAAAUUAAUUUUGUUAUGUGACAUUUAAAGAGCCUGCAUCAUCAUCAUCAUCAGAAGAAAAACCAGCUAGUGAGCCAAUGGAAACAGAAAAACCACAACCAGAACCUGAACCAGAAGUUGAUACUUCAGUCCAAAAGGUUGAUAUGCAUUUGAUGAAUGUUGUGGCUCAGAAAUGUUUUCUUCCUUCUUCAUCUUCUUCUUCUUCUUCUUCAAAUGUUGUCUUCUUUAAUAGCUACUAGUAAUGGACUAGGGAUCUUUUUGACUUCAUCCAAAUAUUUUCUUUGUUUGCAUUGUUUUUUCUGCAGUCUUUGGAGGAGAAGGAAUUGGGAAAUGCUGCAUACAAACGGAAAGACUUUGAGACAGCUCUUGAUCAUUAUGGAAAAGCUAUUGAACUUGAUCCCACAAAUAUGAGCUUUCUCACCAACAGGGCAGGUUUGUUUUUUGAGAGUUGUUAAUCCAGAGCUUUUGAUUAAAUUAUACUGAUGGGGAAAAUUUAAAUUUCCUUCAGCUGUCUAUUUUGAACAAGGAAGGUACGAUGAGUGCAUUGAACAAUGUCACAAGGCAAUCCAAGUGGGAAGAGAAGGAAAAGUGGACUAUAAAUUGAUAGCUAAGUAAGUUGCAAAGUUAGUUUGUAGUGUUAUUGUUUUGUUAUAACUAUAACUUAUUCUGAAUUACAUUUUUUUCCUUUUUUCUUACCUACUGGUAUUGGAAAUCCUACAUUUACAAUGAUGUAAAUCAUAAUUUGUGUUUUUUUUUGUUACACCAGUAGUUCUUAACCUGGAUUACGUUACAAAAGUACUUAAUAUAACAACUGUUUUCAUAUUGUUAGCUUGAAUAACGUUACAGUAAUGGUCAUCCCUUUUUUGAUGAUGAAUCCCUCCCAGUCACAAUAGAAUAUAUGUUUGUUGCACUUCUCAGAGCUUUCGGCAGGAUAGGAAAUGCCUAUUCCAAGCAGGAAAAACUCAAAGAAGCUAUUGAAGCAUAUAACAAGUCUUUGAUUGAGCACAGGUCUGCUGAUGUUUUAAAGAAGCUUCAGGAGGUAAGGAGAUUCAUUUCUGAUGAAUGAAGUGCCACACCCAGAGCACAUAGUGACAGGGUUCGUCAUGCAAAAGCUGGAAAGUGAUGGUACUUAAAUGUUCUUGUCAGGAAAGUUAUAAAAAAUGAGGGGAACCCCUUUUUUUCCCAAUGAAAAUAAUCAGUACACACAGGAUUUGAUUGGGGUCUGGAAAAUCUUGAAAGAUGUGAGCUUCCACAAUAUCAUAUUUGAGGUCUGGGAAGUCAUGGAAUUAAAUGUGUGGCAUGGGAAGUGAUGAUAAAAAUUGACAAUAAUAGCAGAGCUCGCAUAGCAUAGCCCCAUAAUUAUACAAAAUAGUAGUAACCCAUUAAGCCGAAAAAAGUUGGAUGUACAACUGUACAACCGUCCAACUGUAAGACUGACUGUACAAGGUGCUACUUUUAGCAUGUGUGGCCAACUGUACCAUGGGCACUAUCUUAUAAUCAGUCCUCUACAUGGACACACAGAGAAGUUGGGAAUGAAACUCCAUUAUUAUUACCAUGCACUUUAUUCAUAGUAGGGGCUUUAGUUUUGUUGAAGAGACAUGUGGGGGAAAAAAAAUGCGAGCUCGGCUUUUACUUACUUACUUACUACCCAUCAUGUCUGUGUGGCACAUGGGGCAGCAACGAAAUCCUUCCAGCUUGGCUUUUAGGCUUGCCUAAAUCUAUAUAUUACUUAAGAUGACAACAAAGAAAAAAUACCUUCAUUAAAUGAUCAUUGUCACAUAAUUUUAGAACCAACUUUUAAAAGGUUAAGGAGAACACUGAAAAGGUGUGGAAACUAACAUGGAAAGACAUGGAGUUAAAUGAUGUGGUAAGAGUUUGUGCCAUGUGCACAAUAUCAAAUUGAUUAAGUGAGAUAAAUGAUUUGAUUAUAUAGACAGAGAAAGCAGUGAAGGAGAAAGAGAGACUGGCUUACAUUGAUCCACAGAAAGCAGAGGAAGAGAAAGAGAAAGGAAAUGUGUUAUUUAAAAAAGGUAGGGUUAUGGGACUUUUUUUGAAAAUCAGUUGUAUGUAAGAGAAUAUCUUUGUCCACAAAUGAUAUCUAUUAUUUCAAACAAAAGGAACUAUAUUUUGAUCCAAUGUCAAGGUAUUAUGUAACAAUAAAAUGGUACAACUCUCUUGAGAGCUUGUUGUUUCUAGAGUUUAACUUGGUGAUUUUAACAUGAUUGUGGGAUAUGCAAUGUGCUAAUACACUGUAGCUAACUCCUCUUCCAAAAACUAGUUUUGAGUCCAUAGCUCCUUUUUGCCUCCAUAGCAAGGCCAGAGUGAGUACAAAUUGUACCUCACACAGUUCAUCUCAGGCUUAAGUUCUGGUGCAGUCCUUGAUGGAUGCUCUAGGGUGAGAUGUUUUCCUCACAUAGUGCCUCCCUUUGCACAGGAUGUAUAAUAAAUUCUGACAGACUGUUAAGGAAUAUGGGUAACUGCCUGAGGGUUGUGUAAAAACAGAAAAUGGGCUAAGGUCUCGUAAUUUGCUAGUUACCUGGAAGGAAAAGGAAGAAGCUUUGGCUGAUCAAGUCAUCUAGAUUGUUGACAAACUAAAGCAUGAACAUACUAUUGCUGUUUGCUUUUUUCUUGAAGGGGAUUUCCCAGAGGCACUGAAGAAUUAUAAAGAGGCCAUCAAAAGAGACCCAAACAAUCCAAAACUUUACAGUAACAGAGCAGCUUGUUAUCAAAAAUUGGCUGCAUUUAACUUAGCUUUGGAGGUAUAUUAUAUGUAGAUUCUGUUUAAGUUUGAAUGCAUGAAUUGAUAUGCAAUAGGCAAGAUGGACAAGAGUAAAGAUCAUGAGAAAAAAAGAAAUGAUCACCAGCCUAAGAAACUUUGAUUGUUAAAGAAAUUCUCCUUGUCAGUACCAAAGGACCUGUUCAGAGAAGAAUAUGAAGAAUAGGGAUACUGAUGUUAGGGUUAAUAAAUGUUUGCAAGGUGUUAACUCUAAGUAGCUCUCCCUGCUAAAAUUUGCAAGCAAAUCUAAUUUUUUUUUAUUUGUUUACCUCAUUAUUGUUAUGUGCAAUAUCCUCAUUUUUGUACUUUCUCUUUAGGAUUGUGAUAUGUGUAUCAAGUUGGAUCCUUCAUUUGGUAAGUGGUACAAACUCAAGGCUCCUUCACACCUGUUGUUUGGUUUUGUUCUAUACAAUGAUAUAAUUUUUCCACACCUUAUUUUCAUGAGACUGAACAACAAAGGGGACUUAAAUAAAUUUCAUAAUGGUACUUUUUAUGAUGGUUACUUCUAGAAUAAAUCAAAAGUUAUCUCAUUCUCUCUGUUGUGUUCGUCUUUCCACAGUUAAAGGAUACACAAGAAAAGGAGGUGUCUUGUUUGCACUGAAGAGAUUCAGAGAUGCUCAGAAAACCUAUGAGAAAGCUUUGGAACUGGAUCCUGAAAAUAAGGUUGCAUUCCAAUAAUUAGUAGAUAUCAAGAUCUACUCCUACCAGUCAGUAGUGUAGGAAAAUAAACCUUGGAACAAAAAUAAGGGUGUCAUACUUUCUAGCUUUUUUCUGUUGCAGCUGAUAGUUUGAUUGUUGUUUUCUUCCCCACAGUAUGGUGUACUACAAAUAUUCUUCUUCUUGUAGGUUUUUUUAAGGUAGUAGGAUUGUGUUUGCUUACAUCCUUAUGGUACAAUACUUGUUGUUUGGGUUUCCAGGAAGCACAUGAAGGCAUAAGAGCAUGUAAUUCAGCAGUGAUGCAACAGCCCACAGACCCAGAGGAAAUAAGACAGCGAGCUAAUAAUGAUCCUGAAAUACAGGUACAGUGAUGCUAGAACAUGAAUUAUUCUGAAUUGUCCUGGACAAUUAGUUGUGCACUGUUCUUAACAUUUCUUCCUUCACAGAAUUUGCUAAAUGAAAAUAACUGCUGAGGAGUUGAAUUUAAUGAGAGGGAUUUCAAUACAAAUGAAGGAUGAUCUUUUCCUUUAAAGGGGUUACUUUUCACAGUUGUCUUUUAGCAAGUAAGAUCUAUGAGGAUGCUGAUUGAAUUUGGCAUGUCAGUAGCUUGCAAGGAGACCCUUUACAUUAGGGCUGUAGGAAACGCUAUUUUUUGCCUGUAGGAAGAUUUGAAUAAGGGAGAGCUUUGCUAGCAGCCAGACCUCUUGCAGACCUCUCACUUGCCAGCAUUGCUCAAAACUUUAUGAUUUCUCAUGGGUGAAGAAACUCCUGUGCCAAUGCUUAUAUUGACAGCCCGCUCACAGGUUACCAGACAUGACCUGACCUUUUUUUGUGGAAUAAGAGAUUUAAUAUACUCUUGAAGUACUUCUGUGCCUGUUUUGACUUGGUAUUCAGUGUGAGGAGUCGCUUUAAUGAAUGUUCCUCACAACAAAACUCAGGCCAAGGUAACAAGCUUUGUAGUUUAUUUCUCAUAGUUGUCAUUUGAUGUUCUUUGUGUAGGAAAUUCUCACCGAUCCGGCUAUGAAAAUUAUACUUGAUCAAAUGCAGGAGGAUCCUAAAGCUGCCCAAGAGUAUGUAUUUGAUUUUUAAUACUCCCUGCCAUACUGUCACCUAUAAUCCUUUAUCUCCCAAAAGUGAUGAACAUGUAACUUCUCCCUAUAAUAUACAUACAUUAUCCCGCAAACGGGUAAUGAGAAUAUUCAAACUUAUCGUGUAGAAGUUAUCUUGAUCCAAUACCAAAUUCUCUGUAGCAGCUAGAGGGGAGAAUUAACAAUCAAUUUGUGGAGGUAAGAGGUUUGAAGUUACACAUAAGGAUUCAUCCAACCAUUGUAAGAUACAUUCCAAAAUCACCAACUGUGCCACUCAUUUUUGACCAUGUCAAAGAAGAGUGCUAAACUAACUAGAAAAAUUUCCUUAAUUGAUUUGGAUCUGGCUUUUUUUUCCUUUUUACAUUUAGCUCAUUUAUUUUCAACCUUAUUUCAGUGAGGUGUAGUUUGAUUUUCUUGACUUAAAAUAUACCUCAAGUGAGAUUUUAUUUCGCAUGUCUUAUAGCAGCAAAGCGAACUGAAGGGCUUGUAUUUGUUUUCUUGUAAGGCAUCUCAAGAAUCCAGAGAUCCGUAGCCGAAUACAGAGGCUGUAUGAAGCAGGAAUCCUGAAGAUUCGCUGAUUAAUGUUCCUUGUUGUUCAAGUGAAAUUGUGAAUAAAGCGGGAAGAUAUGGCAAGGAUUGUUCCAGGACAAAGAUAGCAUCUCUAACCCAUGUCUGCUACAUUCUGAAUCAAAAGAUUGUCCCAAAAGGAGGCUGCUAUAAAACUACAAUAGCUCAACCUUGGCUAACAAUGUUUGUCUGUUAGUGGUCUCUAAUAAUGUAUAUCUCUGACCUAUUCUUUUCUUUUUUUCCUUGCUAGUUAAUGUUUGAAGCUCUGUUUGAACAAGGCAUGGAAAUUUUUUUAGUUAUUUUUUUGGGGAAAUAGGGAAAGGAAAAUGGAAAAGAGGAACCAACACUCCAAAAGUCAUAACUGAUAUAAACCACAUAGUGAGUAAGCUAAACCACAGCUGCACGUUUUGAAAAGAAAAACAAACAAACAAACAAAAGAAAACAAAAAAACUUACAUUUUCUUUGUGAUGUAGCCACAGUUCCAAAAGUUGUUCAUUAUUGAUUACUUGUUGAGGAAAAAAAGCUUUGUUUGCAGGGUUUUCACAUGUAUUAGUGGUAGAGUGGUGCUCAUUAAAGGUUUCCUACAGGGAACGUUAUGAUGCUUUGAAAAAAUUACCUUGAAGUAGAGCCUGUGCGACAAGUUGCUUUUUCAUUAUCUACAACACCCUUUCCUCUCCAGACAGCAUGCAACAUUGUGCG